AUGAGUGAGCCACAGGAAGAAAUGCAAGUCAAUCCCUCCAGAGCUCAGGCUCUCAUCUCUCAGCUCAAUUCGGUGAAGGAGCGCCUCGCUUCUGUAGCAAAUGGUCGAAAUGUCCGACUUGUUGCUGUCUCAAAGCUAAAGCCUGCAAAUGAUAUUCUGGCCCUUCACCAAUCUCCUGCUUCUCAUACUCACUUUGGUGAGAACUACGCCCAAGAGCUAAUUCAGAAGGCGGCUUUGCUUCCGAAUACCGUCCAGUGGCACUUUAUCGGCGGUCUCCAAUCAGGCCAUUGUAAGACGCUGGGCAAGAUCCCAAACCUUUUCUGCGUCUCAAGCAUAGAUACCUCUAAAAAGGCCCAGCUCCUUAAUACCACUCGCACCACCUUUCUCUCCUCGCAGCCGGAUGCUCCUAAAAUCGGCGUUCACGUUCAGGUCAACACAUCCGGCGAGGAAUCCAAGUCCGGUUGCUCUCCCGGUGAUGAGACCGUUGCUCUGUGCCGUGAGAUCGUUGAGACGUGCCCCAACCUGCGUCUGCUCGGCCUCAUGACUAUUGGUGCCAUCGCCCGCAGCAAGGCCACCACCGCCGAGACUGAGAACGAGGACUUUAUCACGCUCAAGGAGCAGCGAGAUCUCGUGGCCAAGGAACUUGGUUUAGAUCAAGAGAGUUUAGAGUUGAGCAUGGGUAUGAGUGAGGAUUUCGAGGGUGCGGUGCGCUUGGAUAGUAGCGAGGUACGUGUGGGUAGCACUAUCUUUGGAGAGAGGCCCGCAAAGGCGGAUGCAAAGAUCAAGGAGUAG
Messenger RNA from Fusarium sp. VM40, 792 nucleotides. The record is from the annotation of a GenBank genome assembly. Lineage: Eukaryota; Fungi; Ascomycota; Sordariomycetes; Hypocreales; Nectriaceae.